AUGGAGGACAGUGACCAACCGAGUGAUCAGGGAGAAGCUCUCCCUCCCAAGGUAGAGGCCUUUGCCAUCGCUGGCGACACCAUCCAGGCGGUAGGGACACUGGAGGAGGUCUUUCGCCACGCGGGGCCAAAGACCCAAGUGAUCUUUCUGAACCAACAGACCCUGAUGCCGGGAUUCAUUGAGCCCCACCAGCACGCCAUCUCCUGUGCCCGCAUGCGGGGCCAGUACAUCAACAUUGGUGCUGUCACCUACAGCUCUUAUGAGGAAAUCCGUACUGUGAUUGAGAGCAAGGUGAGCGAACUCGCUGCAGCCCCGAACAACACCGGCAUCGGAAUUUUCUUCGGCUGGGAUCCCGAGCUGAUUUCUGACCUGCCGCAGCUGAGCGCCGACUUCCUGGAUAAAUUCUCUGUGACCGUUCCAGUCCUGGUGUGGGGACAGAACGGCCACGUUGCCUGGGCAAACCAUGCGGCCCUGGCAGCAGCAAACAUAAACAGCACCACCGAAAAUCCUCCCGGCGGGAAAAUCGUGAAAGAUCGUCACAACAAUCCUACCGGUCAGCUUCUGGAGUUACCGGCCACCUUGGCAGUGGUCAAUUUAGCGCCUCCAAUGGACGCCCAGGCCUUCGCCCGCGCCUUAACAGACCAGUGGAGAGUCUAUGCUUCGGCCGGCUUCACCACAGUGACCGACAUGCUGUACUCUCCCAUGCCCGGCCUCGACGAGGUGUUGAGAAGGUCUACAGACGCCCAUGACUUCCCGCUCCGUCUUGCGGACGGUAUUGGCAAUUACAGCUCCAGGCUUUGGGAGGCUGGCAUCAAGAUGAUAGCCGAUGGCUCCCCGCAUAGCGGCACCUUGGCCGUCCGCGAGCCCUAUCUGAACACCCCGCUGACCGAAACCCUGGGCUUCCCUGAGCCUCCGGGCUACGGCAUCCUGAACAUGGAAACGCAGGCUCUCCACGAUACCAUCAGGCGGUACCACCAGGCAGGGAAGCAGAUGUCGAUUCAUGCCCACGGGGAGCGAGCAAACGACCAGGUCCUCAAGGCUUAUGAGCAAGUCCUGGCCGAGUUCCCUAACCAGGACAACCGGCAUCGCAUGGAGCAUCUUGGCCUGAUGACCGUGGACCAGAUUAGCCGCGCCGGCAAGCUCAACUUGGCGCUUUCCUUCUUCGUAGAUCAUCUCCGCUUCUACGCCAAGGUCUACUCGACGGAUAUCUUCGGAUCUGAACGCGUCAACCGCUGGACUCCACUCUCCGCGGCCACUAAGAAUGGAAUAACAUGGACCAUCCACCAGGACCAUCCCGCCUUUCCUGGGGAGCCCUCGCCAUUUGCCAACAUGAAGACAGCCGUCACUCGCUGCACCAGGGACGACCCCAACACUCCCUACGGCCCGGAGUACCGCGUCUCUAUCCACGAGGCCCUGAAGGCCUACACCGUCAACGCGGCCUGGCAGCUUCACCUGGACCAGACGGUCGGGAGCAUCAAGGUUGGCAAGAAGGCCGACCUCGUUGUUCUCUCAGACAACCCGUACGAGGUGGACCCGUUCGACUUGGAGCGCAUCCGAGUCAUUGAGACCUUCGUGGACGGCCGGCGCAACAACCUUGCCAAAUUGAAGAAAUUGAGAGACACUGACUUCCGUGUCCUUUAUCGCCCUCUGGAGUCCUAA
This is a messenger RNA of Acanthaster planci (crown-of-thorns starfish), 1659 nucleotides long. RefSeq lists its product as uncharacterized. The record is from RefSeq and is a predicted model, not a curated record. Lineage: Eukaryota; Metazoa; Echinodermata; Asteroidea; Valvatida; Acanthasteridae. Gene Ontology annotation, molecular function: hydrolase activity, acting on carbon-nitrogen (but not peptide) bonds.